Aspergillus alliaceus is the source of this 1343-nucleotide messenger RNA. RefSeq names its product SUR7/PalI family protein. Gene Ontology annotation, cellular component: plasma membrane; cell cortex of cell tip. NCBI's taxonomy places the organism in Eukaryota, Fungi, Ascomycota, Eurotiomycetes, Eurotiales, Aspergillaceae. Bases 140 to 1102 code for a protein of 320 amino acids. The transcript is spliced from 2 exons. Gene Ontology annotation, biological process: fungal-type cell wall organization. The record is from RefSeq and is a predicted model, not a curated record.
CCUCCUGUAUAUACUUGUGUAUGCCUUCUACGUCAUAUCUCACUCUAUAUCGAAUUGAUUGAUAUAUUCCCUAUUUUCUCUCUUUCCAGCCCUACCCGCCGGACUCCGACUCUUAAAUUGUCCCACACGUGCCGAGUCCAUGGCAAACCUCCCCUUCUUCCGAAAAGCUCCUCAACGGCCGGCAUACGCCAGGAGUCCCUCCAAAGUCCGUUGGCACCGGCUUCUACGUUCCUUUCUCUACCUCAUUGCAUGGAUCUUCCUGAUCCUCGUCGUCAUCGGCAAUGUCUCCGACAAACCAGUACUCCGUCAGACCUACUUCCUCAAGGUUGACCUCUCCAAUAUCAUUCCCCUGUCGAUACCCAAUGCCGUCCUAAUCAACAGCAUUGCUCGCUCUAUCGGUCUGCACGAUUUCUACCAAGUGGGGCUAUGGAAUUUCUGUGAGGGCUACAAUGACAGCGGCAUCACCAAAUGCUCCAAACCGGAGACCCUGUACUGGUUCAAUCCAGUCGAAAUCAUCAUGUCGGAACUGCUUUCGGGAGCUACCAUUGCCCUCCCGGGAAACAUCACCGACGCUCUCAAGAUCGCCCGGAUCGCCUCCCACUGGAUGUUCGCCCUCUUCAUCCUUUCCACCGUCCUGACCUUCAUCAUGAUCUUUCUCUCCCCACUGGCGACUUCUUCGCGACCCCCGCAAACCAUCAGCCCUGACGCCAACGCCAACGCCGCCCAUCCCGCCCACCGUCGCCGCACCUUUAUCUUCCUCCGCGCCCUCCCCUUCUCCAUUCUGACUUUCCUCACGGCGCUCUUCACGGUCGUCGCCACCGUCGUCGCAACCGUCAUGUUCAUCAUCUUCAAGAACGUCUUCACCUCGGAGGAUUACAAUCUGAACAUCGAGGCGGAGCUGGGCACCCGCAUGUUGGUCUUCAUGUGGAUCGCCAGCGGCUGCAACCUGAUUUCGUUCAUCUUGCAGUUGGGCUCUUGCUGUGCGGCUUGCUGCGGUGGCCGGAAAGCGAGGAAGGCGCUAAAGAACGGGGGGAUGACCGAACCGCCGAUGCGUGAAAAAGACGGUACUCACAGUCCGGCUACGACGACGGCUACCGAGUGAGCUUGGAUCCCAUCUCUCCUAUUCAGAGAUUGUUAAAGUUGGUUGUGGGUCCUUGGGUUUGGUUUUUUUUUCUUCUCUGUCUUUUUUCGUUUCUGGUCAUCAAAAAUAUACAAUGGAUGACAUACAGAAAGGACCAUAUAUAUAAGCCGGGCAUAUAUAUCUCAACUUUUUACUUUAGAAUUGUGCUAUAGACUGGGAUCUUCAUACGGACCUUGAUUCUUUCUGGGCUUCGGGUUCAGCA